AUGCUGAAGAAGAGCAUGACGGCUGACGACAUUGCUGGUGAGGUCACCCGCAUCGUCACCCAUGAGUAUGGCCUCGACCCGGACAAGUGCCGAGCCAUCAUGGGUGACAGCUGCGCGGCAAACCUUCUAGCCAUGGACGCGCUGGCGAAGUUGUUCAGAUACGCGGUCGUCAUCGGCUGCUUGUCCCACACAUUCCACAACAUCGCCAAGCAGCUGUGCACCCCGGAGUUGGACACGUUCAUUGGCAAGAUGCACACCCUGCCCUCGCACAGCGCUGGAGCGAAGGCGCUCUUCAAAGAGAAAGUCGGAGUCCGCGCCCCAUCGACGCCUGGACACCGGUGGGGCUCCAGAUUCGAUCGUGACUACAUCAUCGCCAUGAAUUGGCCGGGAGUGUUGAAGUUCAUCGCCGCCUACGAGAGUGCAGACACGGACAAGAGCAAGGCGGCGAAGUUCAUGAGGGAUGAGCUAGUGCGAGUUCGCGACGACAACAAGGCCCAGAGCUUAGUUCUCCAGUUGCACCUGGCUCUGAUGGUGGACGUCGGUCGUUCCGUGACUUCAGCAACUAUCGUCCUGGAGGGCGACGAGCCGUUUGCGCACAAGACGUACAACGUCGUGGAGCGGUUCCGCAGCAAGUUUGAGCUAGCUGAAGACGGUGUUUUCUCAGAGGAUGUCUCCUUGCCCACCGUCGCUGCUCUUCUCGACAAACUAGUCGGCCAAGGGGACGACCUGGACGACUUGGACACCCUCCGCCAGUACGCACACGACAGGGUCGGACGCCACUCCCAAGCGAGGGAGGCCAAGACCUUGGAGAUGUUCAAGGCCGCGAAGCUGACGGACUUCGUGUUCAUGAAAAGCAAGAAGUACUCCGAUGACACCAUUCGCAGCCUCAAGGUGCUCCCGUUCGUCAAGAGCAAGAUGGUCAAGGGGCUUUUGAAGGAGAAGGAAGACUACUACAUGGCGGCCAGUGACACAGACAUCGAGGGCCGGGCCCAGAGUAGCAGCUCAGCAGAGAAGACGGGUAGCGCCGAAGAUGCCAACAGCGGCGGCGGUAGCGACCAGAGCGAUGGCAGCGAUGAAGAAAGCGACUGAUGGCCUGUGUUUCACUUUCGUGUAGAUGUCUAACUUGUUCGUAGUUGGUGGGUCAGUACCUGUCCAGAUUUGUUUGUUUUUGCCCGGACGUGAGCGUGCAUGCCAUGCGUAACGUCGAAGUAUCAAAGCAUCAUAGUACAGUCGAACCUCGCUUAAGUUAACACAUGGUUUUUCCCGAAAAAAAGUUAACUUAAGGCGAGGAAGUUAACUUAAAAUUCAGGGGACCACAACUCACCAUCCCCGGGGCCAAUAGAGGCGGUGAAUACCUCAAUAGACGCGCAUUGGGCUCCACUACGUGUUUGACGAGAGAGGAGACUGAAAAAAGUGAGAGGGAGCAUAUUUUUAUGUCCAUUUUACUAAACAACACUAUAACCAAGAUGCUAUGUUGGAACGCUUGAACCCACGCACACAUUUCUCGUCGAUCGCAAUGUACAGCCACUCCUGUGUAGUAGUCUCAUGCGGUCCCACGCAUUCAAGACAUACAUAGGCCACCCCAAACACAGCUCUGGUCGUUUGUACCGCACACUCUACGACCUCCACAUGUCGCGCAGAGUUGCCUGCAGCUCCCCCCCCUCCUUGGCUCGCCGCUUCACUUGAGUUUCGUGAGUGAACGAAUGCACAACUUUCGAGAGCAGGUACUGGGUCUCGCGGUACUCCCCAUCCUUUCCGUUCGCGUACAAGUAGGAGCAAACCUUCUCUAGGCUACCGCGAACUUCGGCCUCUGUCAUCGAAGAUGUUACGCACGACUCUGGUCUACCCCCACCAUCUUCAUCGUCCGUGGAGUCCGGUACCGUGCAUGUAGGCUCCUCGCAUCGUUUUUUGCCAGGCGCAGACGAUGCACCGCUGGAUGGAAGGAAUCUCUCCAUACCCACAGACAGCAGGUGCAGCAGCAGACCUCUUAUUGGCGGUCUACAGAGCAGUGAGAGCACUGCUGCUGCUGCUGGUUUUGAGGGGGUCCGUGGACUGUAUUUUUACCCCCCCUGUAUGCAAUACUUUCUGCGGGGCACCAUGUUUCC
Molecule: messenger RNA, 2105 nt
Organism: Ectocarpus sp. CCAP 1310/34
Lineage: Eukaryota; Phaeophyceae; Ectocarpales; Ectocarpaceae
Source: the annotation of a GenBank genome assembly